AUGGUCACCAUCGACUACGAAUCGUUUCCGCACAUCAUCGACCUCAUAUGGUCGCACCUCGACGUCGAGGGCCUUCUCGCUGUUCGCCACUCGUCCUCCUCGUGGCGCACCAGGGCCAACAAGAUUCUGCAACGUCACAUGACGCUUGAAGUGCUCUUUGGGAAGAAGGAGUUUGCGCUCAAACUCAGCCUCAAGCACGAAGAGGGUCAUGCUUCCACUACCGGCAGCUUGUCCCACGUCCGCCUCCCACAUUACUACGUGGACUACAGCAUGGCAGACAUCAAGGACGAAGAUCUAGGGCGUUUGCCAUCCGGAGUCGCCGGGGACAUCCUUUCUGGAGCCCUGCACAAUCUGGCAGUUCUCGACGUCAUCUAUCACGAGAACGACAUCGAAAAGUGGCUUCCCGAGAUGCUGAAGCUGUUCGGACCGGACACCGUGGUGUACUUCCUGAACAUGGGCAACAUGCUGCAGCUCGAAUUCAUGGAAGCGCCCGACACACUUGUGCUAAACCUCGACUGCGUUGGACCCAAAGCAAGCCCUCUUGAGCUCCAGUUCCAGCGCCUCCUCGACCCUGGGGACGUCGCUGGCACCGACAUCACGUUCAUCCUCGACCACGGAGCGCUCGAAGGCAACCGUCCCAAUGCAGUGUGGGUUGAGAACUUGGAGAUGACUCUUGCUCCUAUUUGGACGGUGGCGACAGUCACUUUGGUUGGGCUGGAACGCUUCUUCCGCAAGGCCUGGGUGUUCGACAUCUUCAAACAGGACUCUUACGCCACCGCAGCAAACACGUUCGCGUACAUGGGGGAGGUGUACAACCCCACCGCCGAAGCUGAUAUGCUGAAGAGGUUCGCCGUCGCUGUCAAGCACAAGGAGCUUAGGAAGUGUGGAGCAGUACGCCUUCUUACUCAUGAAGAGUAUGAGGCAGUGCUCGGCCACGAUAAGUACAUGAUCUACACUAGCUACGAGCAGCAGAGCCAGAUCUCUCCCGUGGAGCACCCCCAGUCUGGGUCAGCGUAG
Molecule: messenger RNA, 1017 nt
Organism: Trichosporon asahii var. asahii CBS 2479
Lineage: Eukaryota; Fungi; Basidiomycota; Tremellomycetes; Trichosporonales; Trichosporonaceae
Exons: 2
Coding region: 1-1017 (338 amino acids)
Source: RefSeq, a predicted model, not a curated record